Molecule: messenger RNA, 1875 nt
Organism: Vidua chalybeata
Lineage: Eukaryota; Metazoa; Chordata; Aves; Passeriformes; Viduidae
Product: vasopressin V2 receptor-like
Exons: 4
Coding region: 87-1652 (521 amino acids)
Biological process (GO): G protein-coupled receptor signaling pathway; regulation of systemic arterial blood pressure by vasopressin; positive regulation of vasoconstriction
Cellular component (GO): membrane
Molecular function (GO): peptide binding; vasopressin receptor activity
Source: RefSeq, a predicted model, not a curated record
AGUGCUCCCAGUGCUCCCAGUGCCGCGCGGGCCAUUCCCAGUUCCAGCAGCGCCCCGAAUUGGGGCGGGGGGACCCCGGAACCGGCAUGGAGACGCCGCCCCCGGCCACCCCCGCUCCCCCGCGGGACGCGGCGCUGGCCGCGGCCGAAAUCUCCGUGCUGGCUCUGCUGCUGCUGCUGGCCCUGAGCAGCAACCUGCUGGUCCUGCUGGCCCUGCGCGCCCCUCCGCGAGCCCCCCGCGGGCCCUGGCGAGCCCCGGCGCUGCCGGCGCGGCCGCUCCGCCGCUACCUGCGGCACCUGAGCGUGGCGGACCUGGCGGCGGCGGCGGGGCUGGUGCUGCCGCAGCUGCUGUGGGACCUCACGGAUCGGUUCCGCGGCCCCGACCCGCUCUGCCGCCUCACCAAGUACCUGCAGGGCGUGGCCAUGUUCGCCUCGGCCUACGUGGCCGUGGCCAUGGCUUGGGAUCGCCACCGGGCCAUCUGCCGGCCCAUGGGAGCGGCCGGCAGGCUGCCCACAGGGUCCCUGUCACAGGCCACCAGGGGGGGCUCUGGGGCCACCACAAAGAGCAACUGGGCCACCACAGAGGUGCCUCAACUCCCCCCAGCUGGCAACCCUGGGGCCACCACGGGCGGUUCCUGGGCCACCAGGGGGGGCUUUGAGGCCACCACGGGAAUGCCUCAACCCCCCGCAGCCGGCGACUCUGGGGCCACCAGGGCGAGCUGCGGGGCCACCAUGGGGGCCUCUGCGGCUACCACAGGAGGCUCCUGGGCCACCACAGGCGACUCGGGGCCCACCACGGCGAGCCGCGAGGCCACCAUGAGGGACUCUGGGGCCACCACGGGUGUGCCUCAACUACCCCCAGCCAGCGACUCCGGGGCCACCACGGGCGAGUCCUGGGCCACCACGGGGGGCUCUGGGGCCACCAGGGCGAGCUGCGGGGCCACCAUGAGGGCCUCUGCGGCUACCACAGGAGGCUCCUGGGCCACCACGGGCGACUCGGGGGCCACCACGGCGAGCCGCGGGGCCACCAGGAGCUGGUGCCGGGCGGCCGCGCGCCGGGCUCGCUCGGGACUCGCCGGGGCCCGCUCGGCGCUGGCCCGGGCUCGCCGGCGCUGGGACGCGCUGGCCACGGCCUGGGCUCUGGCCCUGCUCUUCGGGCUACCCCAGGUGGGCAUCUUCGGGCAGCGCGAGGUGGCCCCGGGCGAGAGCGACUGCUGGGCCACCUUCGCGCAGCCCUGGGGAGCCCGCGCCUACGUCACCUGGGUGGCGCUGGCCGUGCUGGUGGCCCCGGCCGUGCUGCUGGCCGUGCUGCUGGCCGCCGUGGCCCGCGCGCUCCGGGGGCCACCGCGCCUCCCCGGUGGCCACGGCGGGCUCGGCAGGGCCAGGGCCAAGAGCCACCGCAUGGCCGUGGUGGUGCUGGGCGUGUUCGUGCUCUGCUGGACGCCGUUCUUCUGCGCCCAGCUCUGGGCAGUGUGGGACCCCCGGGCACCCACCGAGGGGCCGGCGUUCACCAUCCUGAUGCUGCUGGCCAGCCUGACGAGCUGCACCAACCCCUGGAUCUCGGCCGCCUUCAGCGCCAGCCUGGCCCGCGCCAUGGCGCGCGUCCUCUGUCCCUGCCGCCACCACCGCGGGGACAGCGGGGACAAUCGGUGACACCGGGGACAGCGGGGACAGCGGGGACAGCGGGGACAGCGGGGACAGCGGGGCCAUGGCGCGCCUGCUCUGUCCCUGCCGCCACCACCGCGGGGACAGCGGGGACAAUCGGUGACACCGGGGACAGCGGGGACAGCGGGGACAGCGGGGACAGCGGGGCCAUGGCGCGCCUGCUCUGUCCCUGCCGCCACCAACGUGGGGACAAUCGGUGACAUCGGUGACA